Messenger RNA from Vavraia culicis subsp. floridensis, 444 nucleotides. RefSeq lists its product as uncharacterized. Lineage: Eukaryota; Fungi; Microsporidia; Pleistophoridae. The coding region runs from base 1 to 345 and encodes 114 amino acids. The record is from RefSeq and is a predicted model, not a curated record. The transcript has a single exon.
AUGCACAAAAUCACGUCCAUAUACGCCCAACAAACGCACAUAAUAGCACGAAAAAUACAAAACUCAUCAUUGGAAGGAAAGGUAAACAUGCUCAAGCAUUACAAUGUGCCCGUAAUAAUUUUUGAUUUUUGUGGUGGCAUACUAAAAUACAACACGCUAAUAGAAUUGAACAUGAGCUAUUAUUUUGUUUUUGACUAUGAAAGUGUUAAGAACGAGAUUAAUAGCACGAUUGAGGGUGAUGAUAUCGUAUUUUUGUUGUUUGACUGGCGACUUAACGAAGAUGUGAAAGAUUUCAUGGAACGAAAAACGAAAAAAAAUGUUUUUAUACUAAUAAACAGCAAAUAGUACCAUUGGUUGUAUGUUCAGGAAGUAUAAUUGAAGCGGUACGUGAAAAGGGUUCUUAUACCUGCGAUCGAUAGACCAUGAGAAACGAAGUGAUUAAUA